UUCCAUCUUUAGAUACAGUCAACAGCUACAUAACUCCAGCACUCCGUAUGAAUGAUGGAGUAUACAGUCGUAUUGUGGCUCAAUUGUGUGUCCGGGAGAAAAGGAAAAGUCGACAACGUGGUGGCUCGUCAAACCAAGCGCCAGGGGGGACUGGAUCUGAAGUGGAGGAACCGAUUGCGGAACCACCUGAAGUGCCGGAACAACCUGAAGUGGACUUGACCAUCGAUGAUGAUUAAGUCCAUGAAGUUUUAAUUCAUGAACGACCAGAGGAUAUGGAGGUUGUUCAAUCAAUGAAUAAAGACUUCGAUUCCGAUUCAAACUCAGAUGUCGGCUGCCACUCGGACUCGCACUCCAUCUUCGAUAACGACAAAGACAACGGCAACGAAAAGGAAAAGGAAGAGAAAAAGGAACAAGAAAAGGAAAAGAAGGAGAAGGAGAGAGAGAAGGAAAAGGAAAAAGAAAAAGAAGAGGAAAAUGAGAAGGAGAAGGAGAAGGAGAGAGAGAAGGAGAAGGAAAAGGAAAAGGAAAAGGACAAGAAUGGAAGCAGCAGUAGGAGUGACGAGGACGAAGACAACAAGAAAGGCAAGAAGAGAGAAAAUAAGAAAACUGAGAAGAGAGAGGAGGAGAAGGAGAAGAGGGAGAAAGAGGAAAACAAGAAAAAGGACGAAAACUGCAGUAGCAGUGACGACCAAGACAGCGAGGAGCAAACGCAGGAAAAAAGGAAGAAGAAAAAGAAGAAGCAUACGGAGAAGAGGGGAAAGAAGGAAGAGAAAACAGAAGAAAAGGAAAGAGAGAAGAGAGAAAAGCAGCGUCGGAACAGAGACACCUACAGCGGCAACUCUAGUAACAGCGAUAGUGAUAACUACACUGAUAGCGACAGAGACAUUGACACAGAGAAGGAAAAGAGGAGAAAGAAAGAGAAGGAGAAAAAAAAAGGAGGAAAACCAGAACAAGAAAAGGAACGGAAACAGCAGUAGCAGUGAUGACGACGAUGACAGCGACAGCGACAUUGACGCAGAGAAGAAGGAAAAGAAGAGAGAAAAGGAGAAGGAGAAGG
Molecule: messenger RNA, 1057 nt
Organism: Diachasma alloeum
Lineage: Eukaryota; Metazoa; Arthropoda; Insecta; Hymenoptera; Braconidae
Product: nucleolar protein 58
Exons: 1
Coding region: 273-977 (234 amino acids)
Source: RefSeq, a predicted model, not a curated record